AUGGCAAGAAAGAAGAUUAAGAAGUAGAAAAGUAAAUGCCCUCGUAGUAAAAUGACUAAAUAGGAGUAUAAUGACUUUUUAGAUGAAACAAAUGAGUAUUAUAAAUUGCUUUAGAUUAUACACCCUGGGUUGAUAUAAGAAGAAAGAAAAUUCUAAGCACAUCAAAUAAAAGAUGAAUCAGAUUGA
Messenger RNA from Paramecium sonneborni, 186 nucleotides. Lineage: Eukaryota; Ciliophora; Oligohymenophorea; Peniculida; Parameciidae. The record is from the annotation of a GenBank genome assembly.